Molecule: messenger RNA, 4727 nt
Organism: Apodemus sylvaticus (European woodmouse)
Lineage: Eukaryota; Metazoa; Chordata; Mammalia; Rodentia; Muridae
Gene: Garin3
Product: golgi associated RAB2B interactor family member 3
Exons: 3
Coding region: 2593-4638 (681 amino acids)
Cellular component (GO): nucleus
Source: RefSeq, a predicted model, not a curated record
AAAAACAUGCAGAGUAGACAGUGUGCACUUACUGUAACUUAUUAAACUGUUAUUUAACACUCCCACCCUGAAGCUUAUAUUAUCCCAUAGAAUGGAUGAAAAUGAUGGUAUUGCACUGAUUACUUAAGGAUUGAAUUCUAUUACCCUUUUUUAGAAUAACAUGAUUUAUUAAGAAUAACAUUAGUGGCCAGGGAGAGGGCUCAGCAGGGAAAGGUGCUUUCUGUGUAAACUGGGGGAGCUGGGUUGUCCUAUGACCUCCACAUGGAUGCAAGAACAUAUGUGUGCCCACAUUUACUUACAUGAGUGCACAUAUACCCUAAGUACACAUAUCGUAUAUGGACAUAUGUGCAGAUACAAAACACACACACAUUCACACAGACGGGUGGGAUUGGAAAGACACACUAAGUUUAGGGACUACAGGUAUAAAUUAUUUAGUUAAGGUAAAAACAUAUACCAGCAGCUAUUAUUUUUAACACAUUAGUACAAUAUGUCUCACAUGCCAAAAAGUUGAACCAGUGAAAAUGUACAACCCAAUAAUCUGUGUCAUAUUUAUAACUUGUCCAAGCCUUCACACUUCAACCUUCUGUGAAGGCUAUACAUUACUGACUGAAGCUUCAGUUCUGUGAAGUUCCUUAAUAACCUGUAGACCUUCAUUCAAGAGACACAAAUGAUUUUCACUCAGCAGAAAUGGCAACCUCAAGGCUCAUGGUUUCAGUGCGCUGGAGACAAUCAACUGGUUUUUCUCUCUAACCUAGCAACAGCACUCUAAAUUCUUUUCUCUAAUGCUGGUGUCUUUUUCUAAUUCUCACCUGAACCAGCUUCAACAUCCAGAACGUUCCCCCAUUAGUGAAUUACACUGAUGCCUAUGCUUGCCUGAGAGUCAUGGUUCACACUUCCUGAAAUGUGUUUUGACAACCUGUACGCUCUUGGCAGAGUGACGGGCACAACACGGUGGGCAAUCAACACAUGUACCUCAAUGCUGGGCCAACUGUUUGAUUUUCAGCUCUGCAAGAGAGAGGACAUUUUCACACAGCUUUAAAAUUCAGGGAGUUAAUUUAAGUAUGAAUUUGGAUUUUCAUUCUCACGCUAUGGAAUUUUGUGCAAGCGUGAGGUCUGAAUGAAGCUAUUUCUUGUAUCUAUGCUUGAGUCACUGUUGUUCUAAGGAUGCUGUUUUACAGGUCUUGAACAUUUGAAAACCAGAACUAUUACUGCUUUUUGUGUAGGUUCUAGGCACAGUGAAACAAAAUACGUCCACCUAGCAGGAUACAAGGAAAAAGCCGAGUUCUGCAAGUUGUCCUUGGCCUCUACACACAGUGUGGCAAACUGGCCCACACACACUGCUUGUUGGUGAGAUCUUCGUGGCAUAACCGCGUGGGAGAGUCAGCCUCAGUGGGUCCAGGUCCACGUUUACUGAGAAGCUCUGGAGCACUCCAUACUAAGGUGACCGUGAGGGCAGAACAUAACUCAUUCUGUGGCUGGAGUUUAUUUCAAGAUCACUACACAGUCAUUACUGAGGGGUAGGGUGGCGGGUAGGUGGGUGCAGGUUUACUUCAGAAGUACUUUUCUAACUGGAGGAGGGGGAUUUCAGCUUUAUGACCUUCUGCCAAGGGAAGAAAGAUACAUUUGCUACAAUAUCUCUGAAAAACUAUUCCAAGAACCCAAACGUCAGUGGUUUAUGAGGUAGGCACGGGGCUGAGGUAGAAGGCACGAAAUGCGGGGAAUCCUACAGUGGUUCAGUCACCUCUGAGUCCAUGCUGUUCCUAGUAACACCCAAGCCCACACGCUGUUGACCCUCAAGCUGCUCCUCUAUGUGUGAAGAGCUGGGGUUGGACAGUCCACAGCCCGGCACGGAGAAAAGCUCUGGCAGCAGCCCCCAAGACUGGCUUAGGAUCUGGCGCUGAACCCUGACCCCAAGCAAGAAUCUGCAGCCUUGGUUUCCUGUUGUAACUUACUGCUUUGAGAAAAAUUAACUUUCUCCAGAUGGAAAAGUGACCAAGAAAGGCUGAAGAGAUCCCAACUGUAUUGAUAAAACUCCAGCCUUGAUACGUCACAGGAACUGCUGGGGACCAUUCCUUUAACAACCGUGGAAAGCCUGCCCAGACUGUGCUGUUACACACUGAGGUCUUGGCGGAGGAGAAUCCACAUGGGGUCCUGCCACUAGCGAACCACACCCCCACCACGAGAAUUCUAUCCCCAGGAUGUCGUUCAGGUGAAGCGAAAAGGAAGACAGUCCUGGGAAGAGCAUCUGUAAUCGGACUAACAAUAGAGCUGAAGUACCCGUCUUAGAUGCUGACAAGAGCAGAACGGCUCAUAACUUAGGCAUUCCAACAGUCUGGUUUCCGAAAUGCCCAGAACACCCACACCUGUACUCUGGCAGCUGGCUGGGGUAUGGAGGAGGCUGUGGGUCUGAUUUGAGGGGUGACUGCUUAGAGGGCUGGACAAAGGGUUGUGUGUGUGCUGGUGACAGGUCACAAAGGACGGCAGAGGAUAACUGUGCCUGUGUGAGCGCAUGUGGGCAGAAACCUUGCUGGGAGAUGGGCAAUUGCCCUCACUCCCUCCCUUUCUUGGGAACACGAUUUGCGGCUGGCAGAGAUGCCUGGGAUGAAGAGAACCGGGAGCAGUGAUUGUUUGCUACCUUACUACACUGCCCACAGUUACCGAUCCAUGGGCGUGUUCAACACCUCCAUGGGAAACCUACAACGACAGCUGUACAAGGGAGGAGAGUAUGACAUUUUCAAGUAUGCACCGAUGUUUGAGAGCGACUUUAUCCAGAUUAGCAAAAAAGGAGAGGUGAUUGAUGUUCACAACCGUGUCCGAAUGGUGACUGUGUGCAUCGCAUCUACCAGCCCUGUCCUUCCACUACCUGAUGUCAUGUUGCUGGCCCGACCAGCUAAAGUCUGUGAAGAACAUACCAAACGGGCCCGGUUCAUCAAGGGGAGAGGCUGCAAGCCUUUGAAGAAUUUAGAGCUCACCAGGCUGCUUCCUUUGAAGUUUGUCAAGAUCUCCAUUCAUGAUCACGAGAAACAGCAGCUGCGUCUGAAGCUUGCCACCGGCCGUACUUUUUACCUGCAGCUGUGUCCCUCUUCUGACGCCCGAGAAGACCUCUUUUGUUAUUGGGAAAAGCUCGUCUAUCUCCUGAGGCCACCGGUGAACAAUUGCACCAGUAACCCAACGCUUCCCACUGGCGACACAAGCACUGACACCAAAAGCACACUCGUCUCAGAGAGCCAAAAAGAAGGAGAUCAGGAUUCUAGGUUUCAAACAUCCCAAGAAGUGUCAGAAGCCACUUCUGCUGCAUUUGCAGGAGGAGAGAGAACACAACCGGCUGCCGCAGUCGCUCUUACCCCAGGACCUGCCAAACCAAGGACAGCAGAGGCAGCAGAGGCUGGAGGGGCAGCAGGGGCAGCAGGGGCAGCAGGAGCAGCAGGUGGCACAAUGGCAGCAGCAGGGACAGCAGGAACAGCAGGGGCAGCAGGGGCAGCAAGGGCAACAGGUAGCACAAUGGCUGCAGCAGGGACAGCAGGGACAGCAGGGACAGCAGGGGCAGCAGGGGCAGCAGGUGGCACAAUGGUUGCAGCAGGGGCAGCAGGGACAGCAGGGACAGCAGGGGCGGCAAGGGCAGCAGGUGGCACCAUAGCGGCAGCAGUAACAGCCCCCUCGGCAGGUAUGGCAAAAGCGGGGACAGCUACAAGACCGACCUCAGGUGUCAUAAGCAUGGCAGCAACAACAACCAAGUCUCCAGGUUCAGGCCAGGUAGCCAUGGCAGGAACAGCUGGCAAAGAACAAGUAGGAAGUGAAUCCAGCAAGACCAUAGCAGUUGCUACAAGUAUCACCUCGGGAGGAAUAGAUGUGGUCUUGGCAGGAGUUGCCAGUUCUACUUCAGAGUCCCCUUCUGCAAAGGGUGAUGCUAGUGGCUACCCAGACACCAGCCUGAAUGUGGCAUUUGCAGGCAGCAUGAAGACAAAGGGGCCUGCUGAGGAUAAACCUGAAGCUCCCCUCGUGUCAACCUUGCAGAGUGAAGGCUACAUGUGUGAAAGGGAUGGGAGCCAGAAGGUUUCCCACACCAGCUCCGAAACACAGAAGGAAAAGAGAGAGAGACGGGGAGAAAAGGACAGAAAGGGUAGCAGUAGGAAAAGUUCCCAUCACCGCAGGCCAGGAACAGGAGCGAGUCACCACAGUUCAGGCAAGGACAAGAACCGGAAGCCAUCUUCCUACCGGUCUGCAUCUAGCCAUGGGAAACCAAGAGAGGACAAAAGGUCUGCAUCUAGCCAUGGGAAAACAAGAGAGGACAAAAAGGGGAAAGGGCACGGCAGCUUAAGGGGCAAGAGACACAGCUCCUCUUACAAAAGUGAGUCCAGGAGUGGUCACAAAUCCAGGAAGAACCGAUCACCACCUAGCACGGGGACUGUGAGUAAGAGAGCUACUAAGAUUAGAUCUUUUUUCAGGAGUUUCCUAGUAAGGCCUACUUCAAAACCAGGGGACAUCUCGUGUGAUAGAGGAGGGGUAGACAUUGUGACGAAGUUGGUGGAGAAGCAUGACGUAGAGACAACGGUGGAGAAAAGCAAGGAUUUAGAGUUCAGUGAUACCAUAAUUUCUGAUACAAUGGAGAAGAUCAUCCUUGAGGCCAAAUCCAUUUAAAUAAGAUCCAGAGCAGGAAGCAGCGACAGAGACCAGGCCUCAGAGAAACACCCGUGAGCCAGUUCCAGCUUCCGAAAUGGCAGUUUCAA